CCCCUGGCUACCUCGACAUUUCGUCAAUUAAACAUUAACCUUGUCUCUGCACAGCGAUGACUCGAAGUGUGAACCCAUCACGUAUCUCAGUCACUGGUUCCUUUGUUAUAGAACAUUAAAUUCCAGGCCUGAGCCAUUUCCACCGCGGUUCAGCUAGGUUCACUGAAGUAUGUUGAGCCAAUUGAACAACGGACACCAGGAGAACCUGUGCAGAUGUAUUUAUAACACCAACUGUUGUAUAUUCAACGCUAACAUCUUGUUUAGGUGAGCUCUCAGGUCCAGAGUAUACCACUGCAAAGGACCAGUCAUGGGAUGAUGACCAGAAGGAGUGACGGCGGAAGCCUCACCCAUUAUCAGAACACCACCAGUACUAUGCAUCCAUCAUCAAUCUACGGUGUGAGUCACAGGUCUUGGGCUCGGACUACUAAGGUCGGGUCUUUCCACAACUCAAGCUACUCUCCGCCCAAUUUCUCCCAAGACACCACAUCCCGCUUCCCCCAAGCCACAUGCUCCGACACCCAGUGCCAUUCACAUGGUCAAGCCAUGGCACAAUCCACACCAAAAGCGACAAUGAUCGAGCACAUGAGAAAAGGCGGGGAGAUUAAUCAAAACUCAAAUGUUGGAACUAACCACCAUGUUCACACAUUGAUCAGCAGUGCCAAGAAUGGGAAUACGAGAUGGCUCAUGGUCGCCGUAUGACAUGGAGGCCAGCGGCUUCUUGUAGUGCUAUAAACACAUCAUAUAAACA
This is a messenger RNA of Aspergillus aculeatinus CBS 121060, 748 nucleotides long. RefSeq lists its product as uncharacterized. Bases 313 to 699 code for a protein of 128 amino acids. The record is from RefSeq and is a predicted model, not a curated record. The transcript has a single exon. NCBI's taxonomy places the organism in Eukaryota, Fungi, Ascomycota, Eurotiomycetes, Eurotiales, Aspergillaceae.